AUGGCCAACACGGGGUAUUCCUCGCCCUUCCCCACGUCUCACGACACAAUCGGCGCUUCUACCCUCGCGACACCUCUCUUCAUGCCAUCCUCUCCUCCUGGCCCUGAUGAUGCGCUCAUGGAUUCCCCCGACCGUGCGAAGAGCCCUGUGCCGAAUCGCGUCGCUAAGAGGGAUAGCUAUGAUGACGAUGCGCGUCUGCACAGAGCCGAUUCGCCUGGUUCAUCCAGAGCGUCGUCUCCAGAUAGAGCUGCGAAAGCCCUCGACGCGCGCCUCGCUGAUUACAGCCUCGAUUUUAGCAAGUUCAACAGUGGUCUAGACGACAAGGAUGACGAGCCCCUGCCCGAGUUGAAAUUGCGGGAGGAGGAUAAACUAUCUGAAGUUGGUGGUCCUGAAGAUUUCACUGCGAAUCUGGAACGAUAUCUUAUGGGCGACGAUGAUUCAUCUGUGGAUCUGAAGGAAUUGGAGAUGGAGGCACAGCAGGAGGAACGGGAGGAGCGACGAAGACAAGAGGAGCAAGAGGAAAAAGAGGAGAAAGAACAAGAAGAUGAACAACAGGAAGAGGGGGAGCAAAAGGAGGAACAGAAACAGCAGCAAGAUACUUCCAAAUUACACCAAGCUGCCGUCGAGGAUGAGCCGGAAUUGGGCGAAUACAGCGAAUUUGGUCCUCCGAUCGACAUGUCAACCCCGUCUCAUCUCCUACACAGAAACGCCGGACUCGCAAAAGACAUAACACACCUUGAAAAUAUUGAGGAGGACCCGGACGAUGAGCCUGACACAGCAGCGACACCAUCAGUUCGGAAACAGAAGACUGUUUUCAACAAUGACAAAAAGGGGACAGAUGACGAAUUGCGCCGGCAGAUUGCAGAACUCCAACAAGCAGUGCAAGAUCGGGAUGAGCAAUUACAGAGAAAUCACCGACGGUUCUUGGAAGCAACCUCGGCGGCAGAGCAGAUCAAGCACCUUCAACAAGAAUUACAACGGAAAACGACACACCUUGACGAGCUUCAUGAGAAACGUAGCGAUGAGGCUCUCUUGCGUGAGCACAUUCAGACUCUUCAGAAACAGAACGAAGAAAAAGAGCAGUUCCUACAAAAAUCCGCCGUUAACACAUCUGAUAUCACUGCACUCCAGAAGCAGAUCGGUGACAUGCAGAAGGAUCUGCAGAGCCACAAUACAUUCGGGGAUUUGGACUCGGAGAGACUAGACACAAUCGCCCACCUUCGCGAGCAGCUCACACUCGCUCAAGAAGUGACUCAGAAGCGGGAUGUCGCUCUCGAGGAAACGAUCGCAAAAUUGAGGGAAGUCACGACGUCUAAGGAAUUGCAACUUCGAGAAACGAACACGGAAAUAGAUGGUCUCAAGGCGCAAAAUGACGAUCAUCUUUUGUAUAUUGAGAGGCUGGAAGCAGACAUCGACCGAGUGAACAAGGACUACCAAACUCUCGAGAAUCGUAUUGAUUCUCUUGAAACCAAAAACCGUCCAUUGGAAGAAAAGAACAGCACACUCGAAGCCGAUUUGACGCGCGCCCAAUCCCAGAUGACCGCACAAGAGAACGCUCUCAAGGCAAUGGCCGCGGACCUUCCGAUUGAAAGCGGGGGCAACACGUACACGGAGAUCCUAGAAUUGAUCAAAGACCUGGGCCAUGGUGACAUGGAAGACACAGUGGAAGGUCUUCCGAAGGUUAAAAACUCAGGAGAUGGCGAGAUUGAGCAGCUGCGCCAAGAACUUGCCAAUCUGCAGGCCGAAAUGAAAGAAAUAUCGUCCAGACGGGACACAUUGGAGGCUGAAUUGACACGCUCCCAAGAGCAAGCUACCGAAGCACAGUCACUUAUCCACUCGAUCGAAGGUGAAAACACCAGGCUGACCAAACGGGCUGAUGAACUUAAGUCCAGCCUAGAUAAGAGCAAUACUGAAUUAUGCCAAACAAAAGAAGGCCACUCAGAAGCUCUAAGAACCAUUGAGCGCCUUCGGGAGGAAAACAAGGUCCAGCAACCCAGCCCUCCCCCAUCGCCACCAACAACACGCGACGUCAAUCAGAAAGCAGCCGCCCAGGAGGAAGCGCACCAAGCCCAAAUCGAAAGCCUGCAGUCUGCCCAUGCCACGGCUAUCUCUACUCUGCGUACUUCUCAUGCCGAUUCCAACCGCAAACUGCGCAAUCUCCUCAUGGCAGCCGAGAAGCGAGAGUCCAAGUUAAAAGCUGACCUCCAGGCUAUGCGCAACUCACAGUCGGCUCGUGAUUCCCGGAUAGAGAUGCUCGGCUCCGAAAUUGAAAGGCUUGAGUCCGUAAUUGCCGCCAAGGAUGAGACGGCGGCGGCAAUGGACCAGCACAUUGCCCGCUCUAUCGAGAAGCGCGAGAAGGAGUGGGAGCGUCGGAUCGAUCUCCUUCUCAAAGAAAGAGACCGCAUGGGCAAGGCUCUCAUGUGGACUUGGGGCGAGAAAGAACUUGGGGAUACCAAGGAAGAUACCGUAGGAGAGGAUGGACGAUGGAAGUCCAAGCAGGCGUAUCGGUAUAAGUAUGCCCACCCAGAGGAGUGA
This is a messenger RNA of Aspergillus wentii DTO 134E9, 2535 nucleotides long. RefSeq names its product putative spindle pole body associated protein SnaD. NCBI's taxonomy places the organism in Eukaryota, Fungi, Ascomycota, Eurotiomycetes, Eurotiales, Aspergillaceae. Bases 1 to 2535 code for a protein of 844 amino acids. The transcript has a single exon. The record is from RefSeq and is a predicted model, not a curated record.